Myotis brandtii (Brandt's bat) is the source of this 1214-nucleotide messenger RNA. It is a transcript of the gene CPZ, whose product is annotated as carboxypeptidase Z. Gene Ontology annotation, molecular function: zinc ion binding; metallocarboxypeptidase activity. The transcript has 8 exons. The coding region runs from base 1 to 1170 and encodes 389 amino acids. The record is from RefSeq and is a predicted model, not a curated record. Gene Ontology annotation, biological process: proteolysis. Lineage: Eukaryota; Metazoa; Chordata; Mammalia; Chiroptera; Vespertilionidae.
AUGGCCUGGCCCUACUUCCUGGACUGCAGCCGCUACUUCGGGGACGAGGAGGAGGGCUGCUACGACCCCCUGGAGAAGCUGCGUGGUGAGCGGGGCCUGCGGGCGGGGGCCCCCCCGGUGCUGAGCAGUCAGGUGUCUGGGUGGCCCAACAGGACAACUGAGCAGAGGGCGGAGGUCUUCAGCCAGUGCCCGGAGGCCCGCGUGCAGGCGCCCGAGCAGGAGUGCAGAUGUGGCUGGUGUGGGGAGGGCGUGACCCUGCAGGCCUGCGAGGCCGCGCUGUCACUGCCUGAGGUGGACCUGAAAGUGGAGCCCGAGGUGAAGCUCAUCGGCAACAUCCACGGCAACGAGGUGGCGGGCCGGGAGAUGCUCAUAUACCUGGCGCAGUACCUGUGCUCCGAGUACCUGCUGGGCAGCACCCGCAUCCAGCGCCUGCUCAACACCACCCGCAUCCACCUGCUGCCCUCCAUGAACCCCGACGGCUACGAGGUGGCGGCCGCCGAGAUGUUCAAGUUGCUGGCCAGAGCCUACGCGGAUGUCCACCCCAUGAUGAUGGACAAGUCGGAGAACAGGUGUGGGGGCAACUUCCUGAAGAGGGGCAGCAUCAUCAACGGGGCGGACUGGUACAGCUUCACGGGAGGCAUGUCCGACUUCAACUACCUGCACAGCAACUGCUUUGAGAUCACGGUGGAGCUGGGCUGCGUGAAGUUCCCCCCCGAGGAGGCGCUCUACGGGCUCUGGCAGCACAACAAGGAGCCACUGCUGCACUUCAUGGAGAUGGUGCACCGGGGCAUCAAAGGGGUGGUGAUGGACAAGUUUGGCAAGCCGGUCAAGAACGCCCGCAUUUCGGUCAAGGGGAUUCGCCACGACAUCACCACAGCCCCGGACGGCGACUACUGGAGGCUGCUGCCCCCGGGGACCCACAUCGUCAUCGCUCAGGCCCCCGGCUACUCCAAGGUCAUCAAGAGGGUCACCAUCCCCACCCGGCUGAGGAGGGCAGGCCGCGUGGACUUCAUCCUCCAGCCCCUGGGGACUGGACCCAAGAAAUUCCUUCAGGGGCCUCGGCGAAGCGGGCCCGGGCUCCGAGACCCCGGGGCCGGGGGCAGGCCCUGGUGGUGGUCCUACUUCACGGCGCUGAGCCAGCACAAGCCGCGCUGGCUGCUCAAGUACUAGGUGCUGCCCGGGCUCCCGGUCUGUGUCCCAGCGCAUCCCAGAGG